Prorocentrum cordatum is the source of this 1671-nucleotide messenger RNA. NCBI's taxonomy places the organism in Eukaryota, Dinophyceae, Prorocentrales, Prorocentraceae. The record is from the annotation of a GenBank genome assembly.
AGCCAUUUUGGCUCUAGCCUGCCCUGGUGCCAGGGUGGGCAGGAACGCGCCGUGCCUCUCCUUCUCGUAGGAGAGAGCGGCUCUGUCCUGCUCCCCGUGUCGCGGCCCCUGCCAUGGCGGCGUCGGGCGGCGGCACCAAGGGGAUGGAUCUACGGUCGGACGGCGCUGGACUGGUCAUCGCGAUGGCCGUCCAAGGCGCUGCUCAGGGAGCGGCGGCGGGCGGCGCCUCGCGGCAGGCGAUCGCGGCUGCCGUGGCCGCAGCGCUGCGCACCGCCUGGGCGCUCCUGGCGGACGGCGGCUCCGAGGAGGACGCCGAGCUCGCUAUGCGCUGGCAGGCCAUGGAGCCCGCCAUGCGCCAGCAGCUGCGGGGCGUGCAGGCGUGCGGCGCAGCCCGCGCCAGGCGCAACGUCGGGGCGCACGUGGUCCUCGGCAAGGGCGUGGAGGCCCUGCGGGAGGCCCUGGUGCGGCCGCAGCGCGCCCAGCGUGGCGGACGCUGCGGGCCCCGCGUGCCGGCGCAACCGGACCUGGCCGAGGCGGGCGGCGGCGGCUCGUCCCCGCCCUCUCCGCCCAUGGUGCCGAGCGCGGCGGUGGCCACGGAGGUGGGCGGGAACCCCUUCGACGACCACGCCGACGACACCAUGCUGGAGGGGUCCGUCGGCGACGGCGCGGAGCUGGACGUGGACGUGUGCAAGGGCACCGACCAGGUCGUGGACAGCACCGAGGCGCGCGCGGACGCGAGCGAGCAGGAGCACCAGAGCCCCUUCGGGGAGGACACGGUGCUGGGCGAGGUCCCGCCCUUCCCGCAGCUCAGCGCGGCGGUGGGCGAGGAGGCCGUCGGAGGCCCCUUGGAGAGUAUCGUCGGCGCCGAGCUGCAGGGUCAGGAGAGCGAGGAGGCGACGAACGACGACGACUUCGUUCUCCCCUCGAUCCUCGCCAAGAUGGAGGGGUCGAUGGAGGCCCAGCGGCGGUCCCAGGCCAGCCUCGUGGAGGACCUGGCCAAGUUGCGUGCCCUCAGAGCGCAGGAGCUAUCCGUGGCUCUGCGCAGUGGGGUGGCGGGCGCCGUCGACGAGGCCAAGGUGCGCUUUCGGGCCGCCGUGGAUCGGCUCCGUCUGGCCGAGGCCGCCUUCGACAACAAGAUGGCCACCUUCCAGCGGCAGUGCGAGGUCCUGCAGCGGGCGUCCCAGCGGCGGUGACGGUCUCGCUGAGGGCUGAGGCCGUGGAGGGGUCAGCAGCAAGAGUGCCAGCUGCGUGGAUGGCCUCGCGGAUGCUGGGAUGGCCGUUGCGCCUCUGCCCGUCGUCGGGGUGCGGGUUCCGCCUCUGAGAGGGCCCCAGCGGUAGAGACAAUGCCCCCCUUGGCGCGGUGUCCGCCGUGGCUGAGGGGCCUGAGGGGGCGGUCCCUCGGGGUGCCUGGGCCCGCAUUCGCCGUUGGCGGGGCCUGGGCACGGCGCGUGUUCUCGCUUCUCAGCCCCCCUUGGCACCAGGCUGAGGGGCCCAGGGUGGGGCGCGGCCUCGAGGGGGCCCUUUCGCUCUGCACCCUGGGGAGUUCGGCGGGGGCGCUGCCCGCGGCUCGGCUCCGCACAGGCUCGGCAGGCGAUGACCUUCGCUCGAGAGCCCAGCGCACGGGCCUGGCGAGGUGUAGACGCCCCAGGCUGCCGAGGCACCAAAGCACCA